Emericellopsis atlantica is the source of this 1428-nucleotide messenger RNA. RefSeq lists its product as uncharacterized. The coding region runs from base 182 to 1267 and encodes 361 amino acids. NCBI's taxonomy places the organism in Eukaryota, Fungi, Ascomycota, Sordariomycetes, Hypocreales, Bionectriaceae. The transcript has 2 exons. The record is from RefSeq and is a predicted model, not a curated record.
CUUUCUCCAUGGUCGCCUUCUGCCCGCGCCCAAGGCUCAUGUAGAAUAUUUAAGAUGGUGCUUCCAGGACAGUGGGAACCAUUGCUCUGCAUCAAGAUAACCAAGUUGACUUAACUCGAGACAACCAACACCCAUCGUCUAUCUACACCAUCAUCAAGCUCAGCAGAACAAAACACACGCAAUGGCCACCGCGACCCAGGCUCCCGCUGCUAUUCCCUAUCUGGCCGCGCACAGCACGACCCCAGCUGCAGAAACAACCGCUGUGAAGCCCGAGCCCUCCGGGCCUCGCAGAUUGUUCCGCCAGGACGGCCUCGUCUACGGCGACUGGCGCGAUGACAUAAUUCGAGACGGUUAUACAGUGGUCAAGGGUGCGGUCCCCCGGGACCGUGCCGAUGGCUAUGCAGACGAAAUGAUGUCGUGGAUUGAGAACUUCGCCGGUGGCCUUGGUUUCAAGCGCGAUGACCCCUCUACCGUCGUCGAGUCCAAAAUGCCCAUCAUCAACGAGAAGGGCAUGUGUCUCGGCUACGGCGUGGCGCACGAGACAUUUGCUUGGGCAGUACGCCAGGAACCAGGCGUCGUUGAGGCCUUUGAGAAGGCGUACGACACCAAGGACCUCAUCGUCUCCUUUGACGGUUCCAACAUGGCAUUCCCCAACCGCAAAGAUCUCAAGCCAAACACGCCUUGGCCGCAUCAAGACCAAGACCCCGCGAAGCCUGGUUUCCGUUGCUUGCAAGGGCUCGUGAACCUGCUCCCCAACGGUGACAACGAUGGCGGCUUGAUCGUCUGCAAGGGCGCCCAUCUCCUCAGCGAGGAGUUCCACGAGGAGUUCAAGAGCGAGCCGAACAAGAUCUGGGCGUGGACCAAAGAAUGGUACGGCUUUACCAAGGAGGGCAUGGAGUGGCUCAAGAAGAAAGGCUGUGAAUGGGUCAAGAUCAACGCUGAGCCAGGCGACCUCCUCUUGUGGGACAGCCGCACUCCUCACUACAACCUCAGCCCAACCGGCGAGAGACCUCGCUUCUGCAUCUACACCUGCUACAUGCCCGUCACAGAGGCGACAGAGGAGGACCUUGUUCGCAAGAAGGACGCAUUCUACACCACUCAGAGCACCACUCACUGGCCCAACGCCAUGCAUGUUGGUGGCCUUCCGAUUAUCCGCAAUGGAGAGCCCUGCCCGUACAAUACAGGGAAGCCAAGGCAGCCUGUGAAGCUCUCGGAGCGCGGAUUUAAAUUGACGGGCAUUCCUUACGUUGGAACCCUGUCCUCUUGAGCGUCGCCUUGCAUUAUUUAGUGCAGGCGAACUGCUCUUACCAACUGCGUCUGUUUUGGUGCCCAUUUUUGUUACCAUCACCUCGGCUUCCGAGGAACCAUCAAUCGUUUCUAUAGUGCCAGUUGACUCGAGAUUGAAUAAAACAUAUUGACAGAUUGAGA